AACAUGGCGGCCUGCUGGGUCGCGCUGCUCUCUGUCGGCUCUGACCGUCGCUGUCGGUAACUUCGUCAUGAGCUCGCGGACGGAGCUCUCGAGACCGUUGAAUCGGUAACGGGGUGCUCGUGAACAUGAUGACGACGUGUUUUCAGCGGAUUUCCGCUCCGUUGCGCCGCAGCGCCCCGAGCGUGCGCCGCGCAGCUGUGUGCGGUCUCGAGCCUGCGUCAUGGCGGCUCGCGCACACACCUGUCCCGGAGCGUGCGAGGUGCACGCAGCCGCCGGUGAGCGGCUCGUGCCUGCUGCGGCUCCGGUGGACGGACGGACGGGUCUCGUGCUGGAGCGGGAUCCUGCAGCAGGUGAACCGGACCCACGGGUGCGCGCUACAGUACCGGGGAGGUCACGAGAGGUCGGCGGCGGCGACCAGCUUCCGGUGCGUGUUGACCCCCGGUGCGCGAGGACUAUGCAGCAGCAGCAAGAAGAGCGAGGAGACACCGGAGAGCGGUCCGGUGGAGCAGCGGGGCGACACCGGGGCGGUACCGGGACAGGGACUGUUCAAGUUCAAAGAGCUGUACGAGAACCCGUGGACCAUCCCCAACCUGCUGUGCGUCUGUCGGAUCUUGUUGGCGCCGUUUCUGGGUCACCUGAUCAUCCAGCAGCACUUUCACCUGAGCCUGGCUCUGUUCACGCUGGCCGGAGCCACCGACCUGGUGAGACACACCUGCAGCCUGACGCUGACACACCUGUUGUCACAACCGUCGUUCUGUGUUUCAGCUCCACUGACGGCGCUGGUGAUUUUCAGAGACAUCGGUCUGAUCGCUGCCGUCUUCUGGGUCCGAUACAAGACUGUUCCUCCACCGGUGACCCUCAGUAAGUUCUUCAACCCCUGCUACACCACCGCUCAGCUCAAGCCUACACUCUUCAGCAAGGUGAACACAGCCAUCCAGCUCUUUCUGGUCGCAGCUUCUCUGGCUGCUCCGGUCUUCCAGUACACAGACAGCGUCCUGCUGCAGUGCUUAUGGUACGUCACCGCGGUGACGACGGCCGCCUCCGGCUACAGCUACUGGCACUACGGACGGAAGACGGUGGAGGUUCUGAACAAGACGCCGUGAUCGUCGGCGGCACAGCGAAAGCAGCAAACAGACACUGAUCAGCUGCAGCCAACAGAGGACGGACAGACGGACGCCAGGAGCUCGAAACCAAGUAGCUGUGACGGCCAUUUAUGAGUCGCCAUGGCGAUGACACGCAGCGAGGCCGCAGAUGGUUUGAACGACACUACGGCAGCAGAUCUGCCACCGGGCAGGUCCACAAACAGACACAGACCGUCCGCCCACGCUCACCCUCCAACUGUCCACAGAGCUUCUAUUUUCUCUCGCAGCUUUUCAAUCAGGAGGUCGCAGCGUCCACCUAAUCAUCGAUUGUCAGUUUUGUAAGCCAAUGAUUUCUGAUUAAAAAAGAAAAUCUGCUUCGGUU
Stegastes partitus (bicolor damselfish) is the source of this 1464-nucleotide messenger RNA. RefSeq names its product cardiolipin synthase 1 (gene crls1). NCBI's taxonomy places the organism in Eukaryota, Metazoa, Chordata, Actinopteri, Pomacentridae. Bases 126 to 1103 code for a protein of 325 amino acids. Gene Ontology annotation, molecular function: cardiolipin synthase (CMP-forming) activity. Gene Ontology annotation, biological process: cardiolipin biosynthetic process. The record is from RefSeq and is a predicted model, not a curated record. The transcript is spliced from 6 exons. Gene Ontology annotation, cellular component: mitochondrion; membrane.